Amphimedon queenslandica is the source of this 1530-nucleotide messenger RNA. Its product is annotated as guanine nucleotide-binding protein subunit beta-1-like. Lineage: Eukaryota; Metazoa; Porifera; Demospongiae; Haplosclerida; Niphatidae. The transcript has 12 exons. Gene Ontology annotation, biological process: signal transduction. The coding region runs from base 161 to 1183 and encodes 340 amino acids. Gene Ontology annotation, molecular function: protein binding. The record is from RefSeq and is a predicted model, not a curated record.
CUAUUAUUAGCUUUUCACCCGCCGUAGCCGUCUCCCUCCCAGGGCUCCUCCAUCAUCCUCUGUUCUCUCUCCUCCACUCAUCAAUUACCAGAGUCUCUUGCUAUCCCUGACUCCAUUACUUGUGUUAGACGCUAGCUUUAACUUCCAGAGGGCGAGCAAAAUGUCAGAGUUAGAGCAAUUGAGACAAGAAGCUGAGACCCUCAGGAAGAAGAUGAGGGAUGCUCGAAUGGCUGUAUGUGACACUUCACUGGCUGAGGUUGCAAAAGAUGUUGAUCUCAUAAAUCGUGUUAGUCUGAGGACCAGGAAAACUUUACGCGGUCAUUUAGCAAAGAUAUACGCCAUGCACUGGGCCUCUGACUCCAGAAACUUGGUCAGUGCUUCACAAGACGGCAAAUUAAUUGUGUGGGAUGCCUACACUACAAACAAAGUUCAUGCUAUACCUCUGAGAUCUAGCUGGGUAAUGGCCUGUGCAUAUGCUCCUUCAUCAAGCUUUGUGGCUUGUGGCGGUCUGGACAAUGUCUGUACAGUUUAUAGUCUUCGUAACAGAGAAGGUACUGUCAGAAUAGCAAAGGAGCUCCCAGGUCAUGCUGGCUAUCUCUCGUGCUGUCGGUUCAUUGAUGAUGGACGCAUCCUGACCUCUUCUGGUGAUAUGACAUGUGCACUAUUUGACAUUGAGACUGGUCAGGUAGCUACAUCAUUCACUGGUCACACUGGUGAUGUCAUGAGCCUCUCCCUUGGGCCAGACCAGAACCUCUUCAUCUCUGGAGCUUGUGAUGCUUCUGCCAAGCUCUGGGAUAUUCGUACAGGCAAAUGCGCUCAGACAUUUGUGGGACAUGAAAGUGAUAUCAAUGCUGUAGCUUUCUUCCCCAAUGGCCAAGCAUUUGGUACAGGGAGUGAUGAUGCUUCUUGCAGGCUAUUUGACAUCAGAUCAGAUCAGGAGCUGAUGACUUAUUCAUAUGAGAUGAUAGUAUGUGGAAUCACUAGUGUUGCCUUUAGUAAGAGUGGCCGAUUGCUCUUGGCCGGCUAUGAUGACUUCAAUUGUAAUGUCUGGGACACACUCAAAGGAGAAAGAGUUGGAGUACUGACAGGUCAUGAUAAUCGUGUUAGCUGUUUGGGUGUGACCGAAGACGGUCUAGCUAUUGCCACUGGGUCCUGGGACAGUUUUCUCAAAAUCUGGAACUAAUCCACCUACUACUAACCACAUCCCACUAUUGGUUCACACGCAGUGGGAGUGUCAUUUUACAUUUGUUAUACCAAAUAAUAGUUAAUGGAUCUCAGUGACUCUAAAUAUAAUGUGCAUCGUAUUAACUUCCAUGUAAUGUUUCUUGUCUUUCGUUGUAUGUUUACGUAUUCUCUAAUAUUGAGCUAUUCUUGCUUUGUUUGUAAUUGGCUAUAAGUAAAAGACAAUAUUAUUAUUAAUUAUUAUUAUUAUUAUUAUUAUUAUUAUUAUUACUAAAAAUUAUUAUUAUUAUUAUUUCUCCUUGUCUGUUUUACUUAAAAGUGAUUUAGUAACAUGAUUGUUAUAAUUAA